AUGGAAUUUCUCAACGUCUAUUUGGGAGACAACCUGCAGCCCCAGCCAAGAGUAUGGCUGCAGGAAACGUGCAGCCAUCCAGACCCUCCUGAACCUUGUAGGAAACAAAUCUGGGUCUUUGACCCUCCUGAAUCCACCAAGCAAGAUGCUCCUCUCCAAGGCUCUGGUGUGGAGCCUACAUUCCUGGAAGACUGCUCUCCCCAGGGGGAGAACAGGCAGAGAGCAGCAUCACCAGGAUGGCCUGGGGACAGUCGUCCUCUGGGGAGCCCACAGCAGAACCAGAGCUCAUCUGCACAGGUGGCGUUCUGGGCGGGCAUCCUGCAGGCCCAGAUGUGCGUCCUUGACCUGGAGGAGGAGCUGGAGAAGACGGAAGGGCUCAGGGCUGGGCUGAGAUGUUGUCUCCCUACAGUCCCUGCAGACCUCCCUGGAGAUGCGGGCCUGCACCCCAGUCCACCCAUGGAGGACUCAGGGGAAGACAGCAGCGGGCCUGAGGGGGAGAACCAGGCGUGGCCAAGGGAGGGAACACCAGGCUCUUCCCUGGAGUGGGGUGCCGAGGAGGAGAGUGUGUUCUUCAACAACCCCCUCUUCCUGGAGAGCCCUUGCUCAGAGGCCACUGCUUCCAGAGACUGCCUUUACUGGGGGAUUCCAGACUCCCAGAAAGAUGUGAAGACAGAAUCCGAAAGCCCGCGGACCCUGGAGCCUCCACUCCCAGGAGGCACAGUGCUGUGGGAGCUGGGAAGUGAGCCAGAUUUGGGGGACCACAUCACUGAUUCCAGUGGACAGAACACCCCUCCAUUCCCCGUGCCCACCUACAAACCACAUUCCUUCUGCUGGACCUCAGCGGAUGUCAGCGAGGGGGCUCCCGCAGCACCUCCUGGCCAGGGGGAGGAUGAGGCUCCACCCAGCCCCAAGCGCUGGCAGACAGAAGAGGGUUCUUCCUGGCCCCAGGUGCUCCUUAUGUCCCAGGACAGAGGUGAGAGCGAUGCUGGGUGUCCCCAGGAAUUUGCUCCCCACACCUUGGUCCCCGGCCCCUGGGGGAGCCCAGCUUCUUCGCCAGAGCCUAGCAGCCCAGAGUCUGAGAGCAGAGGCCCUGGUCCCAGGCCCAGCCCUGUGUCCUCCCAGGAGGGCAGCCCGCAGCUCCGGCGCCACAGCUCGGGCAUUUUUCCCAAGUGGACACUAGAUGCUUUACACUCUUCACUCUUGGAGAUGGAUGGGACAGAGCCAAGUUCCCUAGAGAAAGAGGAGGCGGGAGAGGCCCCAAACCCAGGGGACGAAGUAAAGCACGAAGGCACAUCUCUUGGGUGUUGCCUGGGCCUGUUUACCCUCGUCAUAACCAACCUGAAUGGCCUGCGGGACGGCGGGAACUUCCCCAAGGAGCUGCUGAAGGCCCUCUACUGGUCUAUCCGAAGUGAGAAGCUCGAGUGGGCCGUGGAUGAAGUAGACGCAGCCAGACCUGAGAAGGCCCGGCCCUCUCCCGCAGCUGGCAAGAUGAGCAACCCCUUCCUUCAGCUGGCUCAGGACCCCAUGGUGCCCACCUACAAGCAAGGCAUUCUGGCUCGGAAGAUGCAUCAGGAUGCAGAUGGCAAGAAGACGCCGUGGGGCAAGCGUGGCUGGAAGAUGUUCCACACCUUACUGCGAGGGAUGGUUCUCUACUUCCUGAAGGGAGAGGACCACUGCCCAGAGGGAGAGAGUUUGGUGGGGCAGAUGGUGGAUGAGCCCGUGGGGGUACACCACUCCCUGGCCACCCCGGCCACCCAUUACACCAAGAAGCCACACGUCUUCCAGCUGCGGACUGCCGACUGGCGCCUCUACCUCUUCCAGGCACCCACUGCCAAGGAGAUGAGUUCGUGGAUCGCGCGCAUCAACCUGGCGGCCGCCACGCACUCGGCGCCGCCCUUCCCCGCCGCCGUGGGCUCCCAGCGCCGAUUCGUGCGGCCCAUCCUGCCCGUGAGCCUGGCCCAGAGCUCCCUGGAGGAGCAGCAUCGAUCCCACGAGAACUGCCUGGACGCUGCCUCCGACGACCUGCUGGAUCUGCAGAGGAGCUUACCGGAGCGGCGGGGCCGCAGCCGCGAGCUGGAGGAGUACCGCUUGCGGAAGGAGUACCUGGAGCACGAGAAAACCCGCUACGAGACAUAUGUGCACCUGCUGGUGGCCCGUCUGCACUGCCCCUCUGGCGACCUGGCCCUGUGGGAGGAGCAGCUGGGGAGGGAAGAUGGAGGUGCUCAGGAGCCCAAGCCCAGCCUGAAGAAGUCCCACUCAAGCCCAUCCCUGCAUCAGGAUGAGGCCCCCACCACGGCCAAGGUGAAGCGCAACAUCUCAGAGCGUAGAACCUACCGGAAGAUAAUCCCCAAGCGGAACCGCAAUCAGCUAUGAAACCAGCACCACCUCACAGACACUGGCUCCUGCUCUGGGGUAGACCUGAGGUGAAAGCCUGCAGAGGAGCCUUAUUUCAAUGGGACAGUGACAAGGGAUGAGGCACCAUCCCUUCCCUGCUGAAGGACAACCCUCGCUCCUCUGUGGCCUCAUUCCCCUGUGGCCUCAUUCCCCUGCUCAUUGGAGCUUUCCUGAUACUGCUGCCCCUGCCCCCACCCCCACGGUGGUCCUUCAGCUGCCCCUGUCUCUGGCCACUCCCGAGGGAAGAGGGAGGUCGAAGACGUGGCUUUACUCCCAUAGCCAGGCCCAUGUCACCCUCCA
Molecule: messenger RNA, 2694 nt
Organism: Galeopterus variegatus (Sunda flying lemur)
Lineage: Eukaryota; Metazoa; Chordata; Mammalia; Dermoptera; Cynocephalidae
Gene: PSD4
Product: pleckstrin and Sec7 domain containing 4
Exons: 12
Coding region: 1-2373 (790 amino acids)
Cellular component (GO): ruffle membrane
Molecular function (GO): protein binding; phospholipid binding
Source: RefSeq, a predicted model, not a curated record